CUCCUUUUCCUUGUUCACUCUACCUAAAUGAUACCCAAAGGGACUAUUUAAAGUGGUCUAUAAGAUAAAGUAUAUGUCAGUCAAGAAAAUCAGUGAAAUUGUCCAGUUGCCUUACUGAAGAAACGUUUAAUACAAUGAAGCACGAAUGCUCAAAUUGCCAUGUUUGGAGUAAUUGUUACAGGAAACUUACUCCUAAACUGUAUGAUUAUGCAGCGGAAAGGAGAAUAAAAUUGGAUAAAAGCUGUUCCUACAUUUGUAAUACCUGCUAUUGCCGACUUUAUCGCAUUAUCAAGAAAGGAAACGAGCCAGCAGCUCCAAGUGCAGUUAAUAUAGAAUGUGAAAAUCAAGAACUCACCGUUUCUGAACCAUCGAAACUUGAUGAUCUCGCCGUUGCCGGACCAUCAGGCACCAAUAAUUUCGCCGUGGCGGGACCAUCUAGAGUGAACAAUUUCGCCGCACCAGCAAACAUCAAUAAUGGUGGUUUCGAAAUAAUCGAUCCCAAUGCCGCUGGAUCAUCGGAAAUUGACGCUGUUCCUAGUGUUGAAUCUUUGUUUUCUUUGGAAUCAACGAGUGCUGAAUCAAUUGGUAGCGCUGGUGCCCAGAAACCCGGAGACGGUCAGGAAAUUCUUCAACAAAUGAAGGCAAAAUUUGAUGAAAUAUCUGACAGAAACGAUCGAUAUAGGAUUCUAACUUCCCUUCCCAAAUCCUGGACUGCAUACAAAAUGAUGCAAGAAUUCGGUAUUUCGCAACGAACUGCUCAACGUGCAAAGAAAUUACAGAUUGAAAAAGGUUUUAUGAGCACACCGGAGACCAGAGUAAAUAUGUUGUCUUUGAGCGGUGAUACUGUAACUGUAGUUAGGGACUUUUAUAAUAGUGACGAGAUAAGCAGAGCAUGUCCUGGGAAAAGGGAUUUCGUUAUUGAAAAUAUGGCAGGAGAAAAAGUGCAUGUACAGCGCAGGUUACUUUUAUGUAACCUUCGUGAAAUUUAUUCAAUUUUCAAAGAGCAAUAUUUUACUUUUAAAAUUGGAUUUUCAAUGUUUUCCAGCAGCCGCCCAAAAAUUGUAUUCUAGCUGGUUCAAGUGGAACGCAUACUGUCUGCGUAUGCAUUUAUCAUCAGAAUGUUAAAUUAAUGUUUAAAACCCUUAAGGACAAGAAACUUAUUCAUAACCAUUUAAAAACGUAUCAUGACUUGUUUUUUAAAAUACUUUGUGAAAAUCCUACAGAGAAAUGUUGGUUGAAAACCUGUGUUCAUUGCCCGGGUAC
Molecule: messenger RNA, 1263 nt
Organism: Armigeres subalbatus
Lineage: Eukaryota; Metazoa; Arthropoda; Insecta; Diptera; Culicidae
Exons: 2
Coding region: 135-1070 (311 amino acids)
Source: RefSeq, a predicted model, not a curated record